Anopheles darlingi is the source of this 2272-nucleotide messenger RNA. It is a transcript of the gene Atg14, whose product is annotated as beclin 1-associated autophagy-related key regulator. The record is from RefSeq and is a predicted model, not a curated record. The transcript has 2 exons. Gene Ontology annotation, cellular component: autophagosome; phosphatidylinositol 3-kinase complex, class III; extrinsic component of phagophore assembly site membrane. Gene Ontology annotation, biological process: autophagosome assembly; mitophagy; cellular response to starvation. NCBI's taxonomy places the organism in Eukaryota, Metazoa, Arthropoda, Insecta, Diptera, Culicidae. Bases 205 to 1905 code for a protein of 566 amino acids.
AAAAUCAUCAUCAUCGUCGAGAGUGAAGAAGCUGCAAAAAGUGCCAUCCUACAUUCCACCCAACCCGGGGAAUAGUGAAAACCAAUCCAUUUUAAUCCGUGUUCUUGUCGUGCACUGUUAAAAGCCCCGUCGUGAGUGCGAAAAAGGGGGCCAUCGAGAGAAGCGCGACGCAAUUAACUUCACUCUCAAGGAAGUCCACAAACGAUGGACACGGGCGGCGGUAGCAGCAUGACGUUGGUCGACUCGACCGAAGAGGGUGCUCCAGGAACGUUCCACAUCUCCUCGUUCUCCCACACCGACGAUGACGAUGACGACGGUGGUGGUGGCCGGGGUCGCCGUGUCCGGCCUGGCGGUGGGCACGAUGAUGACGACGAUCUGCUAUCAGCCUCGAGUUUCCAGAUUGGCGGCGUAAGCGGCAGCACCAGCACCCAGCGCUGCCCCCUGUGUUACCUCUCGCGACGUCGCUUCCACUGUAAGGCCUGCAUCCGGAACGGGGACUUUGUGCACACGCUCAGUGCUACCCCGCACGGAGCUCAUCCGCAGCUGCAGCUUCCGGAACGGUUCGGGGAGAAGCAGCAACGGCUCCGCAAUUUGCGCACUGCCAAUGCCACACUCGAGGCUAAGGGCUUACGGAUGCUGGAGAAAAGCCGUGUUGCCGGUCGACUGAGCGGUGACAUUAAACGCAGCACCGAAAAGGCCAACAUUCUGCGCAAAACGAUCGAACAGAAACGCAUUGCGAUCGAGGAGUUGCGAGCGCAGGAACGUGCGCUCCGCGAACGGAACCGUACGCUUCGGAUCAAGCUGCCCCGUUGUGAUGAUAAGGUGCAGGAACUGAGUGAGUUCGUGAUGCUGAAACUGGAGGAAAGCGAGCACCGAAAGCAGCAGCUGACCGCGAUGCAGGAGCGGCUGCAGCAGCUACGGCGUGAUCAUGUCCAGCAGCUGGUGCGCUACAUCUUCCCCGUCUCGCAGACGAUCGUUAGCCGCAGCCAGAGUGCCAGUACGGCGUCGAGUGCGAGCGAUAGUUCGGCGGCUGCGACGGCUCACAGUCACAGUGGUCACCAUCCGCACGGUAGCCGCAGUACGAUCCACGAAAUCUCGGAAGCAACCCGUACGGCUUACGUGCGUGGCCAAUGGGUACUACAGGAUAGCUUCGGAGAGGUACAGCAUGUGAUCGUUGCACCGUCACUGCCGGGUACGGGUAACUAUUCCGCGUACACCGAGUGGGUCGCUGGGGUCGGUGUCGGUAGCUCCGCGGGUUCUUCCAGUCCGGGAUCACGCCAGGCACGCGUCGGAUGCCACAAUCCGGCACAUACGAUCGCGGCAGCACUCACGUACACCAGCCAGCUGGUGUGUCUGAUCGGGCAGCUGCUGGACGUCCGAUUACCGUACCGGGUGGCCUAUGCAGACUUUAGCAAAACCACGCUUACGGAGACGCAGUUCCGGCGAAAAGUGGCACGAUUGAAUACGGACAUUAUCGCCCUUUGCUAUGCCCAGGGUUGUCGGUUGAACGAGAUGCAUCCGACCCAUACGCUCGAGAACGUACUGUGUCUGUUGGCGUCGCCCUCUCUCGGUCAUUGCGGUGCAACCGAUCGGAACAGCUGCCUGAGCGAUUCGAUGGAACAGCUGCUUACGCAGGACAUCGGGGAUGAUGCGGAUUCGGAGGAUGAAACUAAUAUUCAUCAAGAGUGGGAAGCAGUUCCGAGCAACCUGUCACCAGUGACGGCCGAUCAACCCUAUCUACCGCUAGCGGUUCAGCUCGAUCAACAGCACCAGCUACUGCAGCAACAGUACCGCCGUGGCACGAUCCAUCACCAGUAUCAGCCACCCGGUGGUGUUACUGCCAGUCUGGUGACCAGUGCCUUUGCUUCGGUCAGCUCGUUCUGGAAGGGCUGGACGGGCAAAUAGAGUGCCGAAAACGAUCGAAGCCGCCAAAGCCCCGCUAGAUUCCCAGCUGGAAUUAACCAGAUCCGGAACCAUUCAUCGUUGCAGCCACGAAUCUCGUUGCUGAACACGAAAACAAAAAUCCAAAAAGAAAUCCCGCACAAAGGCGUGUACCACCACGUCGUGGACGUUGAAGUUAUUUUUUCUACAUAAACAUUUUUAUAAAAAAAGAAACGAACUAAUACGCUGUGUGUUUUACGUUAAGAAACGUGUGGCGUCAAUGGGCAACCCCCCUAUGAAGCAGCCAAAAGGAUGAAGACGGAAGCUGAGUUAGUGCUAGUGUCUUCUAUUAAUUCCUAACGCGAGAAUAAAGCAAAAAGCGCAACCGAAA